Molecule: messenger RNA, 1247 nt
Organism: Paramecium primaurelia
Lineage: Eukaryota; Ciliophora; Oligohymenophorea; Peniculida; Parameciidae
Source: the annotation of a GenBank genome assembly
AUGCAACAUAAAUUAGAUAAAAAUAUCUCAAAAAUUAAAAAUAUUUUUUAAGAUAUUGAGAAAAAAUUAAAAAAAUUAACAAUAUUAUAAAUUGACUAUGAUCAAUCACAAGAUGAUGAAUCAAGUGAAGACAAUGAUGAUCAAGAUAAUUGGAUCUAAAACUAAUAAUAAGGAUAUGAAUAAUAAGAACUAGAAAAUAAAUAUAAUUAAGCUUUUAAUUUCUUAAGAAAUCUUUCUUUGAAAUAAGUUUAAUAAAAAAUUGAAGAAUAAUAACCUUAAUUACAAACAUAAGAUUAAAUCUAAUAGUGUGAAGAAUAAACUAAUAUUAAAUAUAUUGAAAAAUUUGGAAACAAUUCAAUAGUAGUUGCAACAAAAAGUUAAAUAAGAAUAUAUGAUUUAAUAUAAAAAUGCUUUUAACCAAAAAUUCAAUAAAUUGAUGCUAAAAUCACUUCAUUAUAAGUUACAAAACUUGAUUCAGUAAUUGUUAUUGGAAAAAAAAAUGGGUAUAUGGAAGUUUUUUUGGAAUAUGACUAAAAAAUGAAAUAAUAAUUUAAGUAUUAAUUUAUAUAGUAAAUUAUUAUAGUUCAAGUAUCUUUAAAAUAAGUGAAGAAGAAGGGAGGUUAUUUAUUGAAAAAUUAUACCUAAGCCAAAAUCAGUAAGCUAUUGCUUGUUUAGGGAGAGAUGGACAUUUAAAAUUUUAUGAAACUUUAAAUUUCGAUUAAAUAAAUUGUAUAAAACUUGAUUUUGGAUCCAAAAUUAUUCCUACGUGUUUAUUUGCAAAAUCUUAAAAUGAGUAUAUAAUAGGAGCAGAAAAAUCUGUGUUUUUUAAUUAAAAUAGAAUAACACCUGUUUUUGGAGGGAAAAUUAAAAAAAUUUGUUAAUUUGGUGAUUAUUGGUUGAUUUCAGAUAAAUUCAAAAUUUAUUUCUUAAAAAAAUUAAAUAAAAUAGAGUCAGAAUUUACAUUUAAUUCAGAACAUAUAAUAUAUUUGAAUACUUUCUAUGAUAGUCAAUACAUUUUUAUCAAUACUAAAUCUGCUAAUUCUAAUCAGUAUGAGAAUCAAAUUGCUAAAAUAUAAGAAGAAAAAGAUUAGAUAAAUAUUCAAUUAGAAAAGUUAGAUAAAAAUAUUCAAGUAAAGUUAUUAAAAAGAUAUUAAAAUAAAAAUACAACUUUUUUAUAUACAGUUGAUGGAUUUAAUAUUAUGGAGUAUAAAAUGAUAAGAGAGAAUGAUAAAUUUAUUAUUUUAUGA